CCCUCACCCAUCACACAUUUUGUCAUUUGAGACAAAAUAAACCACUCCCUCUCACCCCUAUCACCAAGCUCGACCAAGACCUCAAGAAAAGAAGAGGAAAAGCUCUCAAAACCACCUCCAUUGUUGCAGCACGAGCUCAAGAGAAAUUGGUCCAAGGAAGGAGGUUUGAGAAGGAAAAAGUUAGGAAAAGUGUGAAUAAUUAAGGAACUUGUGAAAGGUAUUUCAAGUGAUUUCACAAAGUUGGAAAAGUCGCCGGAGUUGUCGCCGGAGUUGACCAAAAGUCACCGGAGUUUCACCGGAGUUCAACCAAGAAGGGUAGAACUUCUUAACGCUAGUUCAAGGUUGAAGCUAGGGCUUGCUACCUGCACCUUUCUACGGGUGACAUCAAUCAAGGAAGACGUGAAAUGGAGGGCAGGCGAAUGCGGACCAGGAACAAUCCGAGGGGGCAGGCGCCGGUAACAUCCCAAAGGGGAAGCCGGGCUGCAUCUCGGGGUUCAAGAGGAGGCCGUGGAGGCCGUGGAAGCCGUGGAGGUCAUCAAGCUCAAACUGUGAGUGAUGGCCAUGUAAGCUCGGUGUAUGAAACCAACACCGAGGAUUAUGACUCUACGUAUGUUCCUGAGACAGAGCAUGAGGAGACCCCAUAUGAUGGGGGUGACACAUACACCGAUGAGGACAAUGAUGAAAGUGAUGCCCGCUUCGCCCAAAUGGGUGAAUUACUUGAGUGGUAUCAAAAGGAGAAACUGAGGAGAGACCUUAGGCGCCAAGCGAGGCGUGGCUCUCGUGGUGGUUCGGGUCAAGGGAGCCGGGGAGCUUCCGUGGCCACCCCAGCGGCGUCACAAGGUGGGCGUGAAGGAGGUUUUGUUGUGAGAAUCUCCAAGUACCUCAAGGAGGCUAGGGCCUUGGGGUGUAGGUCCUUUGACGGCACCGGUGACAUUACCGUUGCCGCCGAUUGGAUUAAGAAGGUGAAGGAUGCGUCAAGAGACAUGCAAAUCACACCGGACGUGAAGUUGACUGUCGCUUCACGGCUACUUGAAGGGAUAGCCUCUACGUGGUGGGAGAGCGUGGAAGGGAAGUACCAUGGGGAAAUAACAUGGGCGGACUUUGAGCUAGAGUUCUAUGCUCAAUACUACUCCGAGUACGAGGUGAAUGUGAAACGGAGAGAGUACACUAACCUCAAACAGAAAGAUGGCGGCACGGUUAAGC
Molecule: messenger RNA, 1203 nt
Organism: Cuscuta epithymum
Lineage: Eukaryota; Viridiplantae; Streptophyta; Magnoliopsida; Solanales; Convolvulaceae
Source: the annotation of a GenBank genome assembly